This is a messenger RNA of Zeugodacus cucurbitae (melon fly), 1381 nucleotides long. Its product is annotated as pyrimidodiazepine synthase-like. Gene Ontology annotation, biological process: glutathione metabolic process. The coding region runs from base 132 to 875 and encodes 247 amino acids. The transcript has 3 exons. The record is from RefSeq and is a predicted model, not a curated record. NCBI's taxonomy places the organism in Eukaryota, Metazoa, Arthropoda, Insecta, Diptera, Tephritidae. Gene Ontology annotation, cellular component: cytoplasm. Gene Ontology annotation, molecular function: glutathione dehydrogenase (ascorbate) activity; glutathione transferase activity.
UGUUUAUAUAUAGUACUUUUUGUUGCGUUAAGAUUAGUCAGUCGCGUACAUAACAAUUGAAGGGGACUUUCUAAAAAUUUAGCAUCAUUUCGCGGAUUACUUUUAGAUUUCAGCUUAAAAAAUAUAGUAUAAUGAGUGGCGGCAAACAUUUAGCUAAAGGCUCACCCAAGCCCGAACUACCCGACGAUGGCGUACUUCGCUUGUUUUCCAUGCGUUUUUGUCCUUAUGCUCAUCGUGCGCAUUUAGUACUAAAUGCUAAAAACAUACCAUAUCACGCAAUAUUUAUUAAUCUCACCGAGAAACCGGAAUGGCUCACUGAAUUCAGUCCAUUGGGUAAAGUGCCGGCACUACAGCUACCCAAAGAAGAAGGCAAUCCCGCGCUAAUUGAGUCACUAAUCGUUGCUGAAUAUCUUGAUGAGAAAUAUCCCGAGCUACCACUUUUCCCCAAAGAUCCACUAAAGAAAGCACAGGAUAAGAUACUCAUUGAGAGAUUCAACUCUGUAGUGGGUGCCUUGUACAAAGUGUUUCUUGGUAGCAGUGAAGCAGUACCCGCUGCACUAACUGACAUAGCAAAUGGUUUGGAUAUCUUUGAGCAAGAGUUAAGCGAGCGUGGUACACCAUACUUUGGUGGCGAUAAACCCGGCAUGUUGGACUAUAUGAUUUGGCCAUGGUUGGAACGUUCGCAAAUGUUGAAAUAUUUGCUACCGGAGAAAUAUGAAUUGGAUAAAGAGCGCUUUGGCAAGCUUAUUGCAUGGCGCGACUUGAUGGUCAACGAUCCCGCUGUAAAGGGUCAUUAUUUGGAUGGUGAAACACAUGCCAAGUUUAUGAAAGCGCGCCGUGAAAAUACGCACGAUUAUAAUAUGCUUGUUGUGUAAGACGGUGCAUUGAGUGCAUACAACUUGCGUUGCCUUACUAUCAAUAUAUCAUUGAAUGCAACAACGAUUGUGACCGCAGAGAUUCGACAUAAUUAGAUUUAUUUUAUUGUAUUCCGGCCAACUCUUAUUUGUAUUAUGUAUGUAUGUAUGUGUUAAUGAUUGGAAUGUGAAUUAAAAAUGUAUAAAUUGAUAUGAAAUAUGAAAGUAUUAAAAAACACGGAAUAAUAACUCAAAUAACGCAUACGUACAUAUGUAAAGAUAUGUAACGAAGCUGUAUUUAUAGAUAUCUACAUACUUAUGUACAUAUUUACAUAUGAACGUAAGUAUGUUUGCUUAGGUCGGGAUCUUAUUCAAGCAAUGCUAAAUUAGUAAAUUUUUUAAAAUUUUAAACAAAUUUGCAAUAUUUUAUAACCUCAAUUGUUAUGUAAAACUAUAAAUAAACAUUUAAUAAAUUAACUGUAUAAUGAAAAUACAUAAAUAUAUAGGAAUUUAAAUUUAGUACGCUA